CUUCCCACUUCGAACCCAUCGCCUCCGGGGCUCCACCCUACACAGCAAUGGCGCCCUAGGGUUUUACCACCCCGAUUUCCCCGCCCACCACAAUGCAGAGCUCGUUCGCGGCGAGGCCUUCGAGCCCCUUGAUUCGGGUGCGCUCCGCGAGCCUGAGCCGCAGUGCUCGGCCCAGGUCGGCGGUGGUGGUGCGAUGCCAGGUGGAAGCGGAAACGGCGGCGGCGGCGGCGAAGUCUGUGGGUUGGGCCCCUCCGGGGCCGUACACGGGGCGGGACCCUGAGGUGAAGAAGCCGGCGUGGCUGCGGCAGAGGGCGGCGCAGGGGGAGAAGUACACGAGGCUGAGGGAGUCGCUGGGUGAGCUCAAGCUCAACACCGUCUGCGUCGAGGCCCAGUGCCCCAACAUCGGCGAGUGUUGGAAUGGAGGCGGCGGGGCGGGUGGAGAAGGGGACGGCAUUGCGACCGCAACGAUCAUGCUCCUCGGCGACACCUGUACACGGGGUUGUCGAUUCUGUGCCGUGAAAACUAGUAACAAGCCUCCACCGCCGGACGCCCUGGAGCCUCUGAAGACAGCUGUAGCAGUCGCCAGUUGGGGAGUAGACUAUGUUGUGCUGACAAGUGUCGAUAGAGAUGACCUUCCUGACGGUGGAAGUGGCCAUUUUGCUCAAACAGUCAGAACUCUUAAGGAAUUGAAACCUGGGAUAUUGGUGGAAUGCCUGACUUCAGAUUUUCGAGGUGACCUGGAGGCAGUUUCAUCUUUAGCAAACUCUGGUCUAGAUGUAUAUGCGCACAACAUUGAAACUGUGAGGAGUCUGCAGAGAAUAGUUAGAGAUCCAAGAGCAGGAUAUGAUCAGAGCUUAGCUGUUCUGAAACAUGCAAAGAGUAGCAAAGAGGGCAUGGUAACAAAGUCCUCUGUCAUGCUUGGUCUAGGUGAGACAGAUGAGGAGGUGAAGCAAACCAUGGCUGACUUGAGAGCUAUUGAUGUCGAUAUUCUGACCUUGGGACAAUAUUUACAGCCCACAGAAAGACACUUGACAAUUAGAGAAUAUGUGACUCCUGAGAAGUUUGAUUUCUGGAAGGAGUAUGGAGAAUCUUUAGGAUUUCUUUAUGUAGCUAGUGGACCUCUGGUUCGGUCAUCAUAUCGCGCUGGAGAGCUCUUUGUCCAAAAUUUAGUCAAACGUAGAAAGGACAAGUCGUAGCCAGAUACCUUCUGGCCGCUUCUAUUAUUUGAUCAUAUUAAGGUCUGCAGAAAGGAUGGUGACGUGCUUACCCUUCAAAAGUUCUAUGCCAUUGGCAGGAUAUACUUGUCACUUUGAUCAUCAUGUAUUUCUCGUGUCACUCCUGCUUAAGGCUGAGACUACCAAAAUUUUGAUUUGUGUUAGUUGCCUUGGCAGAUAUGUGUAUGGAAAUGUGGCCAAAUAAUGAGAAACAAUUUGUGUUUUUAA
Messenger RNA from Phragmites australis (common reed), 1442 nucleotides. Its product is annotated as lipoyl synthase 2, chloroplastic. Gene Ontology annotation, cellular component: mitochondrion; chloroplast. NCBI's taxonomy places the organism in Eukaryota, Viridiplantae, Streptophyta, Magnoliopsida, Poales, Poaceae. Gene Ontology annotation, molecular function: 4 iron, 4 sulfur cluster binding; lipoate synthase activity. The record is from RefSeq and is a predicted model, not a curated record. Gene Ontology annotation, biological process: lipoate biosynthetic process. The transcript has 7 exons. The coding region runs from base 93 to 1196 and encodes 367 amino acids.